Haliotis rufescens (red abalone) is the source of this 1983-nucleotide messenger RNA. RefSeq lists its product as uncharacterized. Lineage: Eukaryota; Metazoa; Mollusca; Gastropoda; Lepetellida; Haliotidae. The record is from RefSeq and is a predicted model, not a curated record. The coding region runs from base 110 to 919 and encodes 269 amino acids. The transcript has 4 exons.
GAUAAAGGUCAACACUUGGCAACAUUCACGGCCUUGUUCUUCACCAAUUCCCGUCUGUGUCGUCUACCGUCGGUUUUACAUUUUCUAACAGUAUUUCGUGUCCACAAUCAUGCUUGUUGUUCUCGUAACAGCCUGUAUCGCGUUGUCCUAUGCAGCUGCGGGACUCCCUGGACAUCUCAACAUGAUAUCCGGUCUCGCAGCGAGCAGACGCCAUCCGGGCAUUUUGUACGCCAUCCAAGACAACGCAGGGGAUGGGAACGUGUACAUGCUGGAUGCCACUGACGGCAGCGUCAAAGGAGUGUUGAUAGUCCAGCAUGGCGAAGAAGCUGACUGGGAAGACAUUGCUGUAGGUCCCUGUCCCGACGGCGACAGCUGCAUCUACAUCGCCGACUCGGGGGACACCAACCAAAAGUCCAGCAACGUGGUCUACAGAGUGAAAGAACCUGACUAUACCUUCACCCAGGACAUUCCGCUGACAGGCAAAUACCACUACACAUGGAAUCAUCCCAUGUCCGAAUCGCUUAUGGUUGAUGCUGCAGGAAACGUAUUCAUCCUUUCUCAGGCAACCGGUACCGGAAGUACUCUCGGACAACUGCCCUCGAGCGGAUGGACCAGCGGAAGUCAGACUGCAGUGAAGACUGUUCUGACCUUGCCCAUCACCACCGCCAACAAAGGCCCUCUAGCGGCAGAUAUCUCACCAGAUGGGAAACAACUCUUGAUAAAGACAUUAGAUCACGUCUAUGUAUGGUCUAUGCCCGAUAUGAAUGUGAAGAAAGCGCUGAGUCAUCCGGGAAGGGAUAUUCAGGGGGACAAGCCCGAGAAUCGAGGUGAAGCUAUUGCAUGGUCGGCUGAUGGACAUGGCUACUACACAGAAGGACAAGGCUCCAAUGAAAAGUUGCAUUUUUUCAACUUUCCAUGAAACUCAAAGAAAUCAGCCUUUGUUUUCGGAUUUAAGCCACGACAAAUGAAGAUUAUAUCCCGCUACAUCAUAUGAAUUGAUUCGAAGUCUGGAAGCGUUUAAGCAGUCAUGAAAAUAAUAUCCUCUCGAUCAAAUGAGCCUAUGACUUGGCAUGAAUCUGUAAUGUACUCCAUGCUACUUGUAAAUCAAUCAUAUGUGUUUUAGUAGCCUUUAAUGAUGCGUUGUUCUUAAUCGUUUUGGAAGAAACCGAGAACGCUGAUUUAGAAAAAAAACUGUUAUCGCUUCUUGUAUCAAGACCCUAUUUAGGAAAUCGUAUUCUGAAGAAAUAUUAAUAAUCACAUUUUUGUUAAUUUGUUGUGUUGAGGCGAUGAAAUCCAAACAAUAAUAAAACAAAUAGUUGCUUGAUUGGUGUUCGGUUCAUCAAGCAGUCAUCGUUUGUUUAUUGCGUGAAAGGCCACAGGCCUGUAAGGACAUAAUAUUACAUUAAAUUACAUUUCACCUUACAAAUAGGUGAGUGAGUGGGUUUAACGCCGCUUUGAACAGCAUUCCAGUUAUGUCACAUUGUGUCAGCUCACAGCUCGCAAUGAUGCCAGUCUCGGACGUUUACCACUUUGAUGAAACCCAUGAGCACGGCUAUGGUGCUGACAAACCAAGAAACACGAUCGGGGAGAACCGGGAUUCGUACCCGCAAUCGUAGAUUUCUGGCCUUCCCUGGGGACCCAUCUGUGCACAGCGAAUUGUGUUGCCCCAGACGACUGGGGCCCCCUGUAUAUGAUUUCCACAACAUUCGUAAUUAGUACAAACAGGUUAAUAAUGAAACGACCUCCAUUCAUAAAGGCAUCGAUGGCGAAGUGAGUGACACUCUGGACAUGUGACAACUAUUUAUCUUACAACUGUACUAUUGGCCAAGUGGCCUGAAUUACGAUUGGUUGGUUGGUUGGUUGGUUGGUUGAUUGAUUGAUGUUAUACUGACAAUUCAGUUACUUGAUGUCCGACCCGUGAAAAUCCGUAUAGAGAAAAGGUCUUCAGCAACUCAUGCUUGUCGACAGAGGCGACUGACGGGA